This is a messenger RNA of Drechmeria coniospora, 519 nucleotides long. RefSeq lists its product as uncharacterized. The record is from RefSeq and is a predicted model, not a curated record. NCBI's taxonomy places the organism in Eukaryota, Fungi, Ascomycota, Sordariomycetes, Hypocreales, Ophiocordycipitaceae. The transcript has 3 exons. Bases 1 to 519 code for a protein of 172 amino acids.
AUGAAGCUGACCGUCGCAUCUCUCGCCUUGCUCGCCGGUGUUGGAGCAGCCGCCGACUUCAACCUGCCCGAACUCAAUCGAGUCUUCCCCAUUCCAAGCCAACCUACCGUCCGCGAGGACCAGACGGCCGCUGGAGUCAACAUAUUGCCUUCGGGCGCCGAACCAUCCAUCGUCGCCAGCCCCACUCUCGCCAACUCUGCCUCUGUCUCCGGCUCGGCCGCCGUCUCGCCUACUCUUUCCAUCACUCCUGAGACCUCGUCCAACACCGUUCCCGGAACAUUGUCCACCUCUCUUACUACGGGCGCCAGCGUCAGCUCCGCUACGGGGACGAGUUCUUCCCCGCGCCAGUCGUCGUCGUCGUCGUCGUCGUCGUCGUCCCAAACCUCCAUUUCUACCCUGCGCCCCUCAUCCAACUCGACCGCCUCUCUCACCUCAAACCCAGCCAGCCAGCCGACUGCAUUCGCCAACAACGCCGCUGCCGGCAUCGUCGUUCUCGCUGGUCUCGCCGCUCUCCUCUAA